This is a messenger RNA of Hyalella azteca, 4463 nucleotides long. RefSeq lists its product as uncharacterized. The record is from RefSeq and is a predicted model, not a curated record. The transcript is spliced from 6 exons. Bases 407 to 3553 code for a protein of 1048 amino acids. NCBI's taxonomy places the organism in Eukaryota, Metazoa, Arthropoda, Malacostraca, Amphipoda, Hyalellidae.
UUUUUAAGAUGGAUAGAUGUUUCUAUUUGGCAUUACUUGAUCAAUUCUAAGAUAUUUUUCAUCGUGCUUUAUUGUAAUUAGAAAUUGGCAAUAAUUAUAAUUAGUGUGAUCAUGAUAAACUUAUUUUUAUUUGCAGAAUAUCUGGGAAGUGGACAGCAACUGCUCCCUUGAUGAAGAACUUACUAAGGAGCUUGAGGAGCUGGAGAAACAAGAGGAGCUACAGACACAGCAACCUCACAACUACAGUAAUGGUUCUGAUAAUAAUUGGGAUCAACAGGUAGCAGAUGUCGUAGCAGAAGAUGUAAGCAAAGAGUGUGACGGAAUUGUAUUUAAGAGCACUGGGAUCAGUAAUGUUGCUCAUUCUCAUCUCUUUUCAGAUGUAUUCAAGCGCAAGAAACAACGGAAGAUGCUGGGUCUUUCAGUUUCAGGUGUUGCUGCUGACAUUGCUCGGCGUGAAAAGAGACGACUUCAAUAUUAUAAGAUGAAAAAUGACCCUCACUUUGUAGCGCGACGAACUGAAUACAGGAAAAAAUACCGCAUGAGGAGAAAGCUGCUUACUAAAACAUAUGGCCAUCCUACAUUUAAAGCUGCUGCUGCUGCCGCCGCCACUUCUUCUCCUGUCUGGCAUGCUGAUAGCAGCAGCGAAAGUUCACUUGGCGUAAACUCGGCUCAAGUCUCUGACCCACAAACCUUUACAAGCAUGUCAAACUCCCUGCACUUUCUUAACCCUAAUGCUGGAUCAUUGGGGGAGGAAACAUUCCUAGCUCAACUUCCUAUUUCUGGUGUGAAUGGACUGAGCCAUGAAGGUAGCAGUACUCCAGCAGUGCCUCGAGACGCCCCUGACACUUGUCAAGACCACUUAGAGCAUUCCGAAGGGAAGAUGGUUGGGUCUCAUACUUUGAACAGCAGCCAUAUCCGUACAACAAAAUCUCGACCUAUGAAUCUCCUUCGCCAUCUCUAUCGCCCUGCUCCACCGAAGGCCGUUAACGUCGAUUCACCAUGUACUGGGAACAACCUCAGGGGAUUCAAUUUCCCCAUAAAAAGAAAGUCCGAUACAGUUAGUAUUGAUAAAUAUCUAAAGUCGCAACGGAUGUGCAAGCGGACGACCAGCAAACUCAUAUAUUACCAGAGUGUCAUCAGGAGAGAUCGCGCUAUAAUUGCUUACUUGAAAGAAGAACUUGAGAGACUGGGCCAAAACUCGGACGUGUCCAUGUUCAAGCUUCCUGAUUAUCGACUCAAGCGCCUCGACAAUCCUGCUGAAGACGUCAUUAUCGACGUCGACUCUGCGGAAGACAAGACAUACCGACGCUAUGUAGAGGAGGUCUUGAAUAAUCCUAAUUUAAAUGAAAGUCUCUUGAGUGGCAAACUUAAGUCCGAGAGCUGCACUGCUCGUCUUGAUGACGGCAAUAAAUCACCACUAGACACAUUAAGCCAGACUGCUAACUGCUCUUCCCACUCAACACUGCAGAUUGAGAACGAUUCAUGCGGAGCGACACCUGUACUUGUGAAUGGGGAAAGAAUAAAGAACCCAUCUUCUGUCGAAAAUAAGAUGAUUUCUGCAAUUUCAACCUGCCCGCAAACAACGCAUAUGAUAGCUAAAUCCUUACCAAAGAAAGCUCAGAAAAAAUCUGUACAUUUAGCAAUCGUCAAGUUGAAGAAGGCUACUGUUUCUAAUUCUGCCUGUUCGUCAGAUACUGUGACUUACGAAGUCACAAAAAAACGGCAGGUUGCCGUCAAAUCCACUAGAGGAAACGUACCAAGGAUCAAACCUCGAUCGAAGAUAAAGAUUGACGCGCCAAUAACAACUCCGACUUCCUAUAAUACGAAUCCCAUUCAGAGUUUUUCUUAUGAUGAUCUUGAAUCGCUUAGACUAAGUGCUAUUCGUGAAGGUCAAGCAUUUGCGCGAUUGCGUGCUAAAAUGAAUCUCAGUUCUGACCCAUUGCCUGAAAUACACUCCACGAAUCCUCUGGUAAACUCAAAGACUUCUCACCAACCUGUGAACGAGGGUUCAACAAAGAGAAAAGCGUCAACUUCACCCUCUGAAAAGAAGAAGCAGAAUCUGAAGAAAAUCCCCUUAGAAUUAAGAGAUGAGGAUUAUGUGCCGGAGGUGUCAGUACGGCUCUCCAGUCCUGUGGUAUCAAAUGAGGAUGUGCAGGUACGAGACAACGACAUCUAUGAUAUUUUCUUAAAAUGUAGAGCUGAAAGUUUAUCUGAAACCCUUGGCGUCUGUGAUAUCAAAUUCGUGCCUCCGAAUCUCCGUGAGAAAGUCUUGAAAUUUGUGGAAGACUCGACGUAUCUGGAGCGAACUUUGUACAACUGCAGCAACACCGAAGAGGGUGCCAGCGCCGAUGCGGAGUUGGGUGACGGCAAAGAAGCCACGCAACUCGGUCUCUAUCGCGAUCAAUUUAUUGGGCUCCUCCAUCAGAGGUUCCUUGCGACCCACGCGGUUGAUUGCAACUUGGAGAUGUUUGCUAAGUGUUUGCCGCACUCAAUGGUCAGGAAAUCAGCCAUUGCUCGAGGGUUUUCUAGCUGCUUGACCUGUGGCUCAGCUGAAAUAUUGUUCGAAAACUUAGUAGAACAUAACGUGAUACAUUUCAAGGGUGACUUCGAGACGACACUAGUAGACAAAAAACUGCGUGCUAGUCUCAUGGCCAGUCUGGACAGAGUUUCGGACCCAGACCGCCAGGUGUCGUGUUUGACGUGGAUGAAAAGCAUGAAGGGAAAUUUCGCUCGUUCCUUGAAAAGUGUCCAGGAGACGGCAGGGGACUUGAUUAGUUCCUUUAAAGAUGCCCUCGCACGUCUUGAUGAGCACCUGGACGGCGUGAACAUCAAGUACUGCGUGAUGCGAGCCGCGCUUGCCAGGUGCCAGCUGAAGCUCGACGAAGCUAUGGUUCACGUGACGUGGUGCGAGAACCCUAAAGUUUACAGCCGCAGCCCUGGCAACCACAUCACAGUAGACCAGAAUAUUUCCAUUCUCAGCGGCUACGUGUGGACAGCCGAAAAAGAGUACUCGUUCACGAGCCUGUCGGAUCAGCGAGAUCACAGCACUUCGGUUCUUUGGUCUCACCUUCAAGAAGCUUUGAGCGAUGUUGUCCUCAUGGGCUACACUAAACUUUUCGUGGUGAGUGACCCUCCCAUCAAUCAAUUCAGGAAUAAAGUAAACUUUUACUACAUGAACGAAUUUGCAGUGAAAAAUAAUGCACAGAUUCGGUGGUUGUUCUCAGCUAGUUACCACACUUACCUGACGGCUGACGUCACUGGGCUGUACGUCAAGGAGCUUAUCGAGAAGACCACUCACUCCAACGUCAAAAAGUUUGGCCACAACUAUCAUCAGUCAGCCGCCGAGAUAAUAUCUAUGCUGCGACCCCUCACAGACACGCGCUUUUAUUUAGCUACUAAAGAAGAUAUAGACGCGAAUGUUUCUUCUCUACCAUACCUGCAGAGUAUCAAAGGAACUCAAACAUUUGCUGAAGUCCUCAUCGCACCUGGCAAGUUCUACGUCAAGUUGAACUCUGCUGAUGAACAUUGGACGAAGGUGCUGGUUGUCUUCUAAGAAAAAUAUUUGUAGUUCAGACCUUAUGGUAUUGACAGCUAUUUUCCCUCGAUGUUGGAGUUUACAACAUCGGCUAAUGUUUUCAGUCGAACUUCCAGAAAAAUCUGUGAAUACUCAGUUUGCUGUUGCCAUUCUUUUAAUCGCUUCUUCCAUUAUGCGUUUAUUUACCAGUGAUCUUCGCGCUUCUUGUUAAAUUAUUCUUUUAUUCUCUUUUCUACUCUCUUCUAAUCGUUGUAGUGUCCGAUCUCAAAAGCGUGAUAACGAGGCUCGGCGAACACUAGCCCAGUCUUCGAGCAAACGCUCGAAGCAGCGUUUUUCAGCGCGAUGACUAUUAACUAACAGGUAAAUAAUUCUCCUAAGUUUAUAUUAAGUAAAUCAAAUUUGAUCUGUUGACUGUAGUAAGCCCAACAACCUGACACUUUUCACAGGUUGACAAGAUGGUAGUCUUAGUUUUAUAGUGAGAUCUAAAUAAGCAUAAUCUAAGAGCGUACGAUGAACCGAGCCUCAGCAGCUCUCAAAUCUAAGCAGUGACGUUCACAAUUCUGUCUCGCUGAGGCCUGGAUUUCAGGGACUAACGUCAUACUCGAUAAUUAUUAUCAUUGUGGUCAACUGGACGAGAUUAUUUUAAUUAUUAUCCACAUGAUUAUCAUUUCUGUACAAAAAGGUAGAAUAUUUAUUGUGGCGUCUGAAAUUAGGAUUAUGAAUGAACUUCAAACGUUUUACGUCAGAGUUAAGUAUUGCUGGCAGUUUAAAACAUUUUGCUAUAUACGAUUGUAUUUCAAAUUUUUGUCAGUGCGCAGCUUGUCAUGUUCAAUAUUCUGCUCGUUCCUCGUCUUGCGUUAUUAUGUGACAAGGCCUGUUCUAGGUAACCCUAUUCCCUAUUACAUGUCAAUAAUACUGUGAAAAUUAA